AUGAAGGACACGUCAAAGCUUUUGGAGACGGUUCGUUUGCCUUUUCUUUUUUGACUCUCGACACAAAUUUAACUUUUCAAGUGGACUCAUUUUAUUUUUACCUGAAAGACACGCGAGAACUUACAAUUUGCCGUUAUUUCUCUGGCAGACGAGAGCGGCGAGGCAAAAUGAUUUUUUUUGAAAGUUCAAUUUUUGCAGAACGAAGAAGAAUGCUGGGAAUUCCUGUCGAGUCUUUUCGAAUUCGACAAGAAGACGGAAGAGGAGAUGAUUCGAUUCACCGAUGCUACCGACGAAAUGGAUAAGAUCAAUCAUCACCUUAAGUGCGAUGCUAUGCAAUCAAACUUCGAGAAAGUCUUUAUUAAUUACAUUUAUCAAUAUAAAACUAGCGAUAAGAGCGGCGAACAUACCAAUUGGGCGAAGCGUGUCGGACUUCCCUAUAUGGUAGAGUCCAUCGGAUCGGCCGAAGAGGAAGCAGUCGAGUUCUUGCUCACUUCGUUCUCGCGUUGUCAUCGGGAGCUGUCAAAUGUGAGUAGGGUAGAAAAUUCUGUUUCAGAUCACUGUAAAUUGGCUCAAAUGUGUUUUUUAGCUCUAAUUUUCCAGGAAAACCAUUCGGAGAUUGCGAAGGGAGUGAUCACUUCUGCACAGCAAGCGAUACUCAUUGCGUUUGUCAACUUGCUAAGAGGAUGGUUCGAUCAGCGCCUCAGUCGUCAGUUGUCGGUCAUGGUGUUCUAUAAACGACUGCUGGAGGAUACGGUUUCCAAGAACUUUGUGUAUAAACUAAUCGAGCUCUGUAUCAAUCCGGAAUUAUGCGACGGAGAUGCGUUCAGUGAUGUUUUCAAUCCUAUCCUCACCAUGAUGCGCUCUACAAUGCUUGUUCAGCACUUUGAGGACAAUAAGGAUGAUAUUGUGAACCAGGUGCUUCGAUUGGGCGGUUACCUUCUGAAUAUCAGAUGUCCCAACCAGAGACCUCUUAGCAAAUUGCUUGUGGAACGAGACGAUUUUCUUCCGGGACUUUCUGACGUAAUUCCGGGACGAGAAUUCGGCAUCAUGUCCUAUUUGGGUACUUUCUUCGACUACGGUGUUAUAUCAUCCGGAGGUACUCCAAACACACGACUCUUCCUUGGAAUGGAAGAAGACGCACGCAGAAAAGAAGGAUUUGUGAACAUGGAACAGAAGAAUUGCUUCCGAAGAAUGGACUCGUACCGCAAUUCUCUCCACGAUAUGAUAUCGCCAAUUCUCCAGGAAAAAUCAAGUCGUGAUUUAUGCAUCAAAUGGAUGCACACUACCGUCUACAGCAAUAUGCCACGUGGCCGUACCCACUUUGAACAUUCGGAAGUGCUUUGCGAUCAUUUCAUGAUCAACUUUUUGGCGAUCAUGUACAAGUUUUCGGUGAGAGUUCAGAUGCCCAGGAUCAGUGUAGUCUAUCCGUUCCAACCGGGAUCUCUUACGGACGCAUCUGAGGAGACCCACAUCAAUAUGGAUGAGACGACUGGAAUUGAGUAUGCCACGCAAUAUUGUAAGUUCGUAGCUCAGUGAAAGCCAAAAUAACUAUAACUUUUGCAUGGUUUCAUUUUAAAAUAUUUUCCAUUUUUGUCUGAAACUCAAAAGUUUAUGUUAUUCGGCCUCUACUGUUUAUAUUCUGUACAAAGCCUGCCAAAUUCAUCGUACUCCUUCCAAACUAUCGUCUUUCAGUGGAUCGUCCAGCAGAAGCGGAGAACUUCUCGACUGUCUGCUUCUUCCUGACAAUCGUCACCCAACACUUGGUACUUCCCCCAGUGUACCAUCAAAUCACCGAGUUCAGCCGGCACGUCAAGGAUUUGCAAUCAAAAUUGGAAGUACUGAAAAACCGUUUGCUUACUGUUUCCACGGAGCCGGAACGCUCUGAUUUGACAGAAAAAGUUCAGAGUGAUGAGGAGCAUUUGAAAUUCAUGUGCCGUCACCUUUUGUGCCUGAAAACUAUGACCCAGGACGAUCAUCUGGCCGGAUUGAUAAUGGAGUUCACGAAUAUGGAAAUGAAUAUGAUUAUGGAUUCGCUUGUUCCGAAUCUGAAUAUGAUGGGAGAUGACAGUCAGUUGCCCGCGGAGCCGACUCCGUUGUUCAGUGCGUAUCCUCAACAUUAUCUGGAGGACUUGUUCGAUAUUUUCGCCUACUUUCAUCACGGUGUCCCGACCGUUUUGAUGAACAGUAACACGGAUUGGCUCUACCGUUUCGUGAUACUGUUCGUCCACUACGAUUACAUGAAGAGCCCAUUCUUGGUUUCCAAACUCCUGAGGGUGAUUACUGCUUCCAGCCAAAAUAUAUCAUACCACCUGUUCAAUUUCCGAAUGGUGCAGGAGAAAAUGCUUCCAAUGAUGAUAAAAUUCUACUCGGAUUUCGAGGAUAGCGGCGAUUUUUACGAGAAAUUCAAUGUUCGAGGAAACAUCCAAUACAUUUUGGAAAAAAUGCAGGAUAAUGUUUUCUACAAGUCAAGAUUUAUGGAGAUGGCUCGGGAAUGUGGCCCAGAAUUCAUUCGAUUCGUCAAUAUGGUUAUCAAUGAUGCAACGUGGUGCAUUGACGAGAGUUUGUCCGGAUUGAAGAGCAUUCAUGACGUGGAAAAGAAGAUGGCGAACACUCUUGAAUGGGCUAAAAUGAAUCAUGAACUCAAGAAUCAACAGCUUGGAGUGCUGGAAGAGGCAAAGCGAAAAGUGACGGGAUGGAUGCAGACUGCAACCAGCAACCUAAAGCUUAUGGUUCAAAUCACCGACAACUCUCCGGAACCGUUCCGAACUUCGGCUCUCGGAGAGCAGCUGGCCACAAUGCUCAACCACAAUCUGUCUCAGUUGAUGGGAAAGAAGUGCACCGAGCUCAAAGUGCGAGAUCCCGAAAGUUAUGGGUGGAAGCCACGAGAGUUUGUCAAUGAUCUCAUUGCAAUCUACUUGGCCCUCUAUGUGCCGGAGUUCGUCAAGUGCAUCGCUUAUGAUGAGGUUUGUUUCGGGGCGAAAAUAGUUUUCAUCGUCGUAUCCCUAAUUACUGAUUUCAGAGAACCUACAGUCCGGAGUUCUUCAAGAUGGCAUUGGAACGAAUGAGAAAGAGCCAGAUUCUGAGCUUCAGUAUGCUCGAACACUUUCAACAUCUGGCCGAAGACGUCGAACGCGUGUACGCAUCAAAGGCGGAGCUUGAGGAGGAGUACGAUGACGUGCCGGAAGAGUUUAAGGAUCCGAUUAUGGAUGCGAUCAUGAUAGACCCAGUGAAGUUGCCGUCGGGACACAUUAUGGAUCGGGCGGUCAUUGAGCGACAUCUUCUGAGUACUCCGAACAACCCGUUCAAUCGCGCGCAACUCACGGUCGGAGAACUCCUUCCGGAUGUCGAACUGAAAGCCAAAAUACAGGCGUGGAUUGCGAAGAAAAGAUUGGAAAAACGUAAAUAA
Caenorhabditis sp. 36 PRJEB53466 is the source of this 3406-nucleotide messenger RNA. NCBI's taxonomy places the organism in Eukaryota, Metazoa, Nematoda, Chromadorea, Rhabditida, Rhabditidae. The record is from the annotation of a GenBank genome assembly.